GCUCUUCUGGCUGUGGGCUCACACACACGGAGAGAAGGCACGGAGAGACACACUCAGUAGCAGCUGCAGGCAUACAGCACAGACAGACAGACAGACAGACAGACAGACAGACAGACAGACAGACAGACAGACAGACAGACAGACAGACAGACACAUGUACACUCUUUCCUCUUUCUUCUCUCCAUAGUUAUUCCUUUCAUUAUUCCUCAAAAUACUGCUGGACCUCUAUGGCUUUGGUAGAUAUUAUAGGAAAAAUAUAAUUCUUGCUGGAUUUGAACUGAAUGAGUUCCAGAACUGGCUUGUGUAACUUUUGGGCAGUACAUCUACAGAUGUUUGGGAGUAGCUUGCUUUCUGUAAGUGGGUUCCGUCCGUUCUCUUGAGUUUGGGGACUAAGGUUCCCUCAUUGGACUUUGGGAUCUGAGUUGGGACUUGAACUUGGCCACCACCAGUGGGAGUAGUGACGACUCUGGACUUUGUAGUGUGGGAUUUUGGACCUGACCGGCUUUCCGUCUGAAGUUUUUCGGAACAAGUGAUUUGUUUGUUUAUCCAUUCUGCUAACUUUUUCCCGUGGGACUCCCUUGGUCUGGACGUCAGUCAGUGUGUUCCAGAUCUGAGUGCACCAGAACGCGUGUAUGUUGAGCGUGUUGAGGGUGAUGCCUCUGGACGUGGUCAUAGCCCCGGCUGAGGACUGUUUCUGGCCUGUCCUGCAGGAGUCAGACAGGAGGCUGAAGAUCAGAGUCCGCAGGACCAAGGAGGGGAGGGAGCUACGAGGGGGCUUUGCUGCGUUCUCCUCCUGUUUCCCCGGGCUUUGUGAGGGCAAGCCAGCUCUGCCUAUGAGCAUAUCCCAGCCCUGCCUACCAGUAGCUAAUGUAGGCCCCACACGCAUCCUACCACACCUCUACCUGGGAUCACAGAAAGACGUCCUCAACAAGGACCUGAUGGUUCAGAAUGGAAUCACAUAUGUGCUGAAUGCCAGUAACACCUGCCCCAAGCCUGACUUCAUCAGCGAGAGCCACUUCAUGCGGAUCCCUGUCAAUGACAACUACUGUGAGAAACUACUGCCCUGGCUGGAGAAAACCAAUGAAUUCAUCGACAAAGCCAAGGUGUCAAACUGCAGAGUCAUCGUGCACUGCCUGGCUGGAAUCUCACGCUCGGCAACCAUCGCCAUCGCAUACAUCAUGAAGACAAUGCGCCUGUCAUCGGAUGACGCCUACAGGUUUGUGAAGGACCGACGGCCUUCGAUUUCGCCCAACUUCAACUUCCUGGGCCAGCUGCUGGAGUUUGAGAAGGGGCUGCGGCUCCUCCAGGCGCUGUCAGAUGACAAGACCUCAGAGGGCAAAGGUCAAUCCCAGGGCUCAGAGGUCAACUGGGUCAGCUCAGGGUCAGAAGUCAACGAGCCCCAGACCCCACCAGAACCGAAGCUCCCCUCGCCGACUUCUCUCCAGCAGGGCUUCAACGGCCUCCACCUGUCGGCCGAGCGCAUCCUGGACACCAACCGGCUGAAGCGCUCCUUCUCCCUGGACAUCAAGUCUGUCUACUCCCCCAGCAGCCCCCACUGCUCACGCCUGACAGCGCCCACACACUCCGAGGAUGUGCCCAAGCUGUGUAAGCUGGACAGCCCCCCUGUCAAUGAUGUCUGCCCCCAGUUCUCCCCCGUCCCAGACAGCCCCAGCUCGGCCGAGUCGCCCUUCCCUUCCCCGGGGUGCGGCGGCAGCAUCGGAGGUCUCGGCGUCGGGGGUCCCAGUGAGGGGUGCGUUCGUUCUGGAGGUCCAUCAUUGUCCAGGCCCAGGAGGAAAGCCAAGCACGGCCCUGGAUCUGGGUCCACAGCCAGUUCCCCGGUACAUCCCCAGUCCCUCAGUCUGACUCUGGGACGCUCCCUGCCCGUCCACAAGAGCCCCAGCCUGGAGGAGAACCUGAAGGGCUCCAUGCGUCUCUCCCUGCCCACCAUGGAGUCCGGGACAAUGUGGACCAAACACAGAGACACAGUCCAGGCCACCACCCCAGUCACUCCCGUCACACCCACCGCCGACGCCCCCUGGUACUUUGGGGCUGAUGAGGUAGGGGAAGGAGGGAUGGAACUAGGUGGAGACGGAGGAGGAGGGGUGGAAGUGCGAUUCGGAAGCAGUUCGGCGUACGUGGCGUUCGGGUGUAGCGAGGGGGUGCGGCUACGGGAGAAAGUGCAGCGGGACAAAACGGCAUCGUCGUCAUCAGUGCCAUUGCAGAGGGACUCCUCAAUGACCGUCGCCAACGGGACGGUCUCCAACGGCAACGAGAAGCAGUUCAAGCGACGCAGCUGUCAGAUGGAAUUUGAGGAGGGCAUCUCCGAUACGCGUUCCCGUGAGGAGCUAGGGAAGAUGGGGAAGCAGUCCAGCUUCUCUGGGAGCAUGGAGAUCAUCGAGGUGUCCUGACUAACCGCACUCCUGACCACAACCGGCCCACCCAGGGAGGAGGGAAAACGGACCUGAGGGAGGAGGGAGGAGGGAGGACAGAGGGGGGAAAUGUACGCUCCCCACACAGACAGUGUUAAAGACUCAAACUCUGAGAAGACAGAAAUGCCAGAGAGAUUCUGGGAGUCUCUUAUCUAGCUAGUGAUCCUAGACUAGACAUGGGGUUCAGCUGGCUGUUGAUUUACUAGGUUACAUUUACAGUACUAUCAACCAAAGCUCUGAAGAGAACAACUAUGG
Coregonus clupeaformis (lake whitefish) is the source of this 2684-nucleotide messenger RNA. Its product is annotated as dual specificity protein phosphatase 8-like. NCBI's taxonomy places the organism in Eukaryota, Metazoa, Chordata, Actinopteri, Salmoniformes, Salmonidae. Gene Ontology annotation, biological process: protein dephosphorylation; negative regulation of MAPK cascade. The record is from RefSeq and is a predicted model, not a curated record. Gene Ontology annotation, molecular function: protein tyrosine/threonine phosphatase activity; MAP kinase tyrosine/serine/threonine phosphatase activity. The transcript is spliced from 5 exons. Bases 633 to 2408 code for a protein of 591 amino acids. Gene Ontology annotation, cellular component: cytoplasm.